Messenger RNA from Pelobates cultripes (western spadefoot toad), 351 nucleotides. The record is from the annotation of a GenBank genome assembly. Lineage: Eukaryota; Metazoa; Chordata; Amphibia; Anura; Pelobatidae.
AUGGAGGACAUGCUGCGGAGCCUAUUAGAUGAGCUACACCGGAACAUUGCAACCGACAUCGGGCAGUUCCGGGAGGAAAUCAAUGGUGUCUCGGCACGCUUGCAACACACUGAAUUAAACACCACGGAUCACGAGAACCGCAUACAAACACUGGAGAGACAGAUGGCUGCCUUACAACAAGAACAGACACAAGCCAAAGAAAAUAUGGCAGUAAUGGAAGACAAAAGGCGCUGGAAGAAUAUUAAAAUUAGAGGCCUGCCUGAUACACUAGAGCCUGCGGAGUUCCGCACCUAUUCCGCAGUAUGCGCAAUACGUUAUUUCCCGCCAAACAGGCCAAGGCGAUGCCUCUAG